Heteronotia binoei (common prickly gecko) is the source of this 549-nucleotide messenger RNA. Its product is annotated as tubulin alpha chain-like. Lineage: Eukaryota; Metazoa; Chordata; Lepidosauria; Squamata; Gekkonidae. The coding region runs from base 136 to 549 and encodes 137 amino acids. Gene Ontology annotation, molecular function: structural constituent of cytoskeleton; GTP binding. The transcript has 3 exons. The record is from RefSeq and is a predicted model, not a curated record. Gene Ontology annotation, biological process: microtubule cytoskeleton organization; mitotic cell cycle. Gene Ontology annotation, cellular component: microtubule; cytoplasm.
CUCUAACAACAAAUGACCUCACUUGCAUGGGGGUGGGCUUUAGAAAACUAUAAAAACAGCCACAGCAAAGCACCUCCGUUCCUGUCCUUCGUUCUCUGAGUUCAUUGCUGCUGGGUCGAAGAGAGUUUCUGCAAGAUGCGUGAGUGCAUUUCUGUCCAUGUCGGCCAGGCUGGUGUGCAGAUUGGCAAUGCAUGCUGGGAGCUGUACUGUCUGGAGCAUGGGAUUCAGCCUGAUGGGCAGAUGCCCAGUGACAAAACCAUUGGAGGUGGAGAUGACUCCUUUAAUACCUUCUUCAGUGAAACAGGAGCUGGGAAGCACGUGCCUAGGGCUGUUUUUGUAGACCUAGAACCUACUGUGAUUGAUGAGGUUCGAACUGGCACGUAUCGUCAGCUCUUCCACCCAGAACAACUGAUCACUGGAAAGGAAGAUGCUGCCAAUAACUAUGCCCGUGGACACUAUACCAUCGGAAAGGAGAUCAUUGACUUGGUGUUGGAUAGGAUUCGAAAGCUGGUAACUGAAUUUAAUGGCAUGGGAAACGUGGCGAAAUAA